AUGAAGGUGGAGGGGCUGCAGGAGGACGGGGACGCCGACCCGCUGCCUCUGGAGGAGCGGGGCGGCGGCGGCGGCGGCGCGGCGUGCAGCCGGCCCGGCUCGGCCGAGCGCUGCAUGUCCCGCCUGCUGAGCGCCGUGGAGAGCGAGCUGCAGGCCGGCCGCGAGAAGGGCGACCCCACGGAGCGCGAGCUGCGCGUGACGCUGGAGGACGCCGAGCUGUGGAGGAAGUUCCAGCACAUCACCAACGAGAUGAUCGUCACCAAGAACGGACGUCGGAUGUUCCCGGUCCUGAAGGUCAGCGUGUCCGGCCUGGACCCGUCCUCCAUGUACUCCUUCCUGCUGGACUUCGUGCCGGCCGACAGCUGCCGCUGGAAGUUCGUGAACGGCGAGUGGGUGGCGGCGGGCCGGGCCGAGGGGCGCGGCGAGGGCCGCGGCCACGGCGGCAUCUACAUCCACCCCGACUCGCCCAACUUCGGCGCCCACUGGAUGAAGGCCGCCGUGACCUUCAACAAGGUCAAACUCACCAACAAGGUCAACGGGGGCGGGCAGAUCAUGCUGAACUCUCUGCACAAGUACGAGCCUCAGCUCCACAUCGUGUGUGUGGGCUCCCGCCACCGGCUGGUCUCCAACGUCUCCUUCAAAGAGACGCAGUUCAUCGCCGUCACCGCUUACCAGAACGAAGAGAUCACAGCGCUGAAGAUCAAAUACAACCCGUUUGCUAAAGCUUUCCUGGAUGCCAAAGAGAGGAACCCAGGGGGGCGGGGUUUGGCGGAGUCCUCUGAGAGUCGUGUCGGGAUUCAGUCCUGUUGGUCCUUGUGCUCAGCCGGAGGGGGCGGGGCUUUUCCUUACGGCAGUAGCCUCCCACUAACAUCACAUCAUCAUCAUGGUUACAAGCAUCACGGUUACCCUGGCCGACACACACCUUACCCCACGGCCUACCUGCCGCACCGGUCACACUCCUCAGUGUGUCUGUCCGAAGGUGUCCAGGUGUUGGACGGAUGGAACUCUUCUUCACCUCGCCCCUCCUCCUCCUCCUCCUCCUCCACUCCCUCCUCCUCCCUCCCUCUAACCAGCAGUGCUCCUUCCUCACAGCCUCCUCCUCCUCCUCACAGCUCCAGUCAGUAUCCAUGUCUGUGGACGGUGGGAUGCAGCGAGUUAAGCCCCGCCCACUCACCAUGUGCCGCUCUCCACGGACAAAUCGGCAGCGAGAGCCUCAUCCAGCCGGCCGGUCACGGACGAGUGGGCGGAGCCGGCUGGCCGCCAGGCGCCACUCACUCCUUCUGA
Messenger RNA from Salarias fasciatus (jewelled blenny), 1284 nucleotides. It is a transcript of the gene tbx19, whose product is annotated as T-box transcription factor 19. The coding region runs from base 1 to 1284 and encodes 427 amino acids. Gene Ontology annotation, cellular component: chromatin; nucleus. Gene Ontology annotation, biological process: heart morphogenesis; mesoderm formation; cell fate specification. The record is from RefSeq and is a predicted model, not a curated record. The transcript is spliced from 8 exons. Gene Ontology annotation, molecular function: RNA polymerase II cis-regulatory region sequence-specific DNA binding; DNA-binding transcription factor activity, RNA polymerase II-specific. NCBI's taxonomy places the organism in Eukaryota, Metazoa, Chordata, Actinopteri, Blenniiformes, Blenniidae.